CCUUUAUGUUUGAAUAGAGCUCCGGACCAUUUCACUCUCUCACCCUCUCUCUACUCCGCACUGUGUGUGAGCAGAUCGUUUUUCAAAUUCUCCCUUUCUUCGAUUCGAUCGUCAAAGGUGCUCUGUUGCGAUCGUCGUCGACCUUCUCUCUCAGUGGAAUCUCUCUCUUCGCUCUUCCAAGCUCAGUUCGUUUGUGGGUCUUCUGUGCAACAAGGUCGGCCCCACCAUUGCUUAGGGUGAUUAUCAUGAUUUGGAGUCCAAAUACUAGAGAGAGUCGUCGAGUAGGAGUCGCGUUAUGCAGCUUGACUUGUGUGUUGUUUAACUAUGGAAGGUGAAAGAACAAAUUCUACUCCUUCAGAAGUGCUUGGUGACAACAAUCAGAAAGCUCGAGCUCUCCAUGGGAGGACUAGUGGGCCUACGAGGCGUUCUACGAAGGGACAAUGGACACCUGAAGAGGAUGAGAUCUUGCGGAGGGCUGUUCAGCGUUUUAAAGGAAAGAAUUGGAAAAAAAUAGCGGAGUGUUUCAAGGAUCGGACUGAUGUGCAAUGCCUACAUAGAUGGCAGAAAGUCUUGAAUCCCGAACUGGUCAAAGGUCCGUGGUCUAAAGAGGAGGAUGAUGUUAUUAUUGAGUUGGUGAAAAAAUAUGGUCCAAAAAAGUGGUCCACUAUUGCACAGCAUUUACCUGGACGUAUUGGUAAGCAGUGUCGGGAAAGGUGGCAUAAUCAUCUUAAUCCUGGCAUAAACAAAGAGGCAUGGACACAGGAAGAGGAGUUGGCUCUGAUUCGUGCUCAUCAAAUGUAUGGGAACAAAUGGGCAGAGCUAACGAAGUUCUUGCCUGGAAGGACAGACAAUGCUAUAAAAAAUCACUGGAACAGUUCUGUGAAGAAGAAGUUGGAUUCUUACUUGAAAUCAGGUUUACUUACACAGUUUCAAGGAAUGCCUCAUGUUGGAAAUCAAAGCCAACACAUGAUGUCAUCUUCUUCAAGGAUGCAGAGCAGUGGAGAUGAUAGUGGUGCCAAAGGUGCAGAAGCCGAAGAAAUUUCAGAAUGCAGUCAAGAUUCAACCGUUGCUGGUCGCUCUGCACAAAUGGCCAAUGUGGUACCUCAUCCUAUAGAGGAAUUUCAGAAUAAUGAAGUAUCCCAUUUAGCAAAUGAUCCAAGCUUCAGUCCAGUAUCUUGUUCAGAACCAUAUUACCCAUCUAUAGGAGAUGCCAAUGUUUCCAUCCCAGAAAUACCUCCUGAAUUGGUUUGCUCCAAAUACCUGGAACAAAAUUUCUCACAUGAUGCUGGAGCUUCGAUGAGUGGGGAUUUCCAGUUAAAUUUGCAUGAGUUACCUAACAUUUCUUCACUAGAAUGCGGCCAGGAAUCAUUAAGGAUGCAUGGAGGGGUGGAGGCUCCGUUUCAAACUUCUACUUCCAUGGGGAACAUGGCCGUGGGUUCAGUUAAAUCAGAGCACAUGUUGAUAUCUGACGAUGAAUGCUGCAGGGUAUUAUUUUCAAUGAAUGAUGGGUGUUUUCCCUCUAGAGAUUUUACAGAUGAUUCAAAUAUGGUUGAUUUGGGUGCUUGCACAGAUUCAGUACUUCUACAACCAUCAAACCUCCAAAUAUCUGACCCUGGCAGAACUUCAGCUUCACAAUUAUAUCAUCCUCUGAAUUCUGGUGUAAUUGGAACUUCUUGCUCUCAAGUAGUUUCUGCUCAUGAAACUCCACUGAUAUAUGCUGGAGAACCUACUCAUUUAUUCAUAGUUCAAGAUCAAGAGUUUGUGACAAGUUCAAAUGAUGGAUUUAUCUAUACUAACGAGUCUGCCAGUUCUCCCUGCAAAUCCGAUCUGGUUAGUGAUUCUUCAAAACUAGUCCCUGUAAAUACAUUUGCUUUGGGAUUGGACGCGCAAACUUGUCCUGUGGAUGUGAGUUCAAAUGAGCAGACAGAACAGCAGGAUGCUGGCUCUCUAUGUUAUGAACCUCCUCGCUUUCCAAGCUUGGAUAUUCCAUUUUUUAGUUGUGAUCUUAUACAAUCUGGUAAUGACAUGCAGCAAGAAUAUAGCCCCCUCGGCAUUCGUCAGCUGAUGAUGUCUUCUAUGAAUUGCCUCACUCCAUAUAGGUUAUGGGAUUCACCCUCGCGUGAGGGAAGCCCUGAUGCCUUGCUAAAAAGUGCUGCUAAAACUUUUACAGGCACGCCAUCUAUUUUGAAGAAACGACACCGAGAUUUGUUGUCUCCAUUGUCGCCAUUGUCCGAUAGAAGAUUUGAUAAAAGGGUUGGGACUGACGUGACCUCCUGCUUGGCCAGAGAUUUUUCACGUCUAGAUGUUAUGUUUGAAGAUACAGAGAACAAAGAAGAUUCACUUUCUCCAUCAUCUGAUCAGAAAAGGAAUUCUGAUGCCUCUGUUGAAGAUAAAGAGAACAAGGGUACCUGUGAAAACAAAGUAGAAAAAGGGAUUGACAGCACCGCAAUGUCAGAUGAUGGAACUGCACAGAAAGAUGUUGAUGACGGUCAAUCCCAGGAAAAGAGAAAGCAGUUCCAACAAACUUCUGAUGUUGAUGCUGAGAGUAAGGUUGAUCUCGUCCCAACUACACAAAGUGCACAACCUUCUGGAGUUCUUGUUGAACGUAACACAAAUGAUCUGCUACUGAAUUCUCCUGAUGUAGUUGGUUGUAAAGCUGAAAAACCCUUCGGCUCAACUGCUAGAACUCCUAAAAGUCUCUUACGUAAAAGCUUUGAAGCCACCAACCCAGGAGUUCCUUCUAAAUCUUUCUCUGCAAGACAAUGCUCAUCUGUUAAAACCCCCACCAUAUGCAUAAAGAAGCAUGAAAGUCUUGCAGAUAAAUGCUUACAAUCUGGUUCUUCGUCAGUUCCCCCAGAGACAUCUGGUGAUAAUGCCGGCAAUGAUGUCAGUAUUGAAAGCAUGUUCGGUGGUACUCCUUUUAAGAGAAGUAUCGAAUCUCCUUCCGCAUGGAAAUCUCCUUGGUUCAUCAACUCCUUCGUCCCCGGCCCUAGUGUUGAUACUGAAAUUACAAUUGAGGAUAUAGGGUUUUUCAUGAGCCCAGGGGAUAGAAGCUAUGAUGCCAUUGGCCUGAUGAAACAGAUAAGUGAGCAGAGUGCUGCUGCCUAUGCCAAUGCCCAGGAGGUUUUGGGAAAUGAAACUCCUGAAAGUUUAUUCCAGGAAAGACAGAAAGACCGAGAUAUUGCGGGCCUCGAGAACAAGCAGGGGCUACCUAAUCAGCCGGGGAGUGCUUCUCUUUCGGGUUCCGAUGUUUUGGUGGAGCGUCGCACCCUCGACUUCAGCGAAUGCGGGACGCCGGGGAAGAAGGGAACAGAAAAUGUAAAGUCUGCGUCUAAUGCCAAAAGCUUCUCAAGUCCGACUUCUUAUUUGUUGAAGGGUUGCAGAUAAGUAGCCUCCUGUAAGAAGGUUGCCCUAGUUUUUUUAUUUGGGUCCUUAGAUUUUGUUAUCCAUAUAUGUAUGUAGUUCUGUCUCUCCUUUUUUAUUUAUUUAUUUUUCUUUUUAAUUUUUUGUUACAACGUCUGGAUCAAGUUAACUAAUUGGUUGAAAAAAAAAGAAAUUUGUUCAUGAGCUAUUCAAUGUGUCUUUGUAUU
Malus domestica (apple) is the source of this 3590-nucleotide messenger RNA. Its product is annotated as transcription factor MYB3R-1. Gene Ontology annotation, biological process: regulation of DNA-templated transcription. Gene Ontology annotation, cellular component: nucleus. NCBI's taxonomy places the organism in Eukaryota, Viridiplantae, Streptophyta, Magnoliopsida, Rosales, Rosaceae. Gene Ontology annotation, molecular function: DNA-binding transcription factor activity, RNA polymerase II-specific; RNA polymerase II cis-regulatory region sequence-specific DNA binding. The record is from RefSeq and is a predicted model, not a curated record.